Molecule: messenger RNA, 1263 nt
Organism: Rotaria socialis
Lineage: Eukaryota; Metazoa; Rotifera; Eurotatoria; Philodinida; Philodinidae
Source: the annotation of a GenBank genome assembly
AUGUCACCAUAUAUUCAAAAGAUUUCUGCGCCUGAUGCCAUACGUAGUUUGCUACCAAGACCAUGUGGUACAUAUAUUUUACGAUAUACAACAGCUAAUGAUGAUGUGAUUUCACUAAUUAAAAUCAAUGAUAAUUCAAACGAAGCGUCUUCUCGAGAUAAUUUUAUUAUUUUAUCAAUACGAGUCGAUGAAACUAUUUAUAAAUAUUAUAUACAACAUUAUCGAUUGCCUUGUAUUGUAGAAAAGAUGCAUGAAAAUACAUCACAACUAUUAGAUAUAUACAAUCAACAACAAAACAACUCCAAGACUAGCGCAUUUACACCUUUACAACAUGAAUUAAUUCUUCCACCAGAAGAUGAAGAUUGGUUUUUAGAUAAAAGACAUUUUUUAGAUAUUGAUUUUAAUAGAAUUCGAAAGCGUGGUGCACAUAAUCAAGGUAUAUCUACAGCUAUUUGGAAAUCGGAUAAACAAAAUGAUAUUAAAAUAUUUAUUAAACGUUUCACUAAAGAUAAUUUGUAUUUUCGGCAUGAACUUUCUUUACUCAAAGAUUUAUGUCAUUUUUCAAUUGUUACACUUUAUGGUCAAUAUUCUGAUAAUAAGUUUAGUUAUUUAGUAUUUGAAAACAGCGGAGAAUCAUUGGAAUCGUAUUGUCCAUUAAAAACUCGAUUAAUGAAAACAAAAAUGCGAUUUAUAUCCAAUGUUGGAUUUCAAAUUUCUUAUGCUAUGAUGUAUCUUGAAAAAAAAAAUAUCGUUCAUCGAGAUCUAACAGCCAGUAAUGUUCUUAUCAAUUCCUUUGGUUUUAUACGUGUUGCUGAUUUUGGCCAUGCAAUUAAAAAAGAAGAAGGAACAAAUCCUCUCGGCCGAUUACAAACAACUAAUGGAGUAAAUCGAUUUCAAUUUCGUUUUCUCGCACCGGAAUGUUUGCCUGAUUCCAAGCAAAAAGGAGCGACAGAAAAACCAAUCGUUUUUAGUCAAGCAGAUAUUUAUGCAAGAUUUUCAUCAAAAAGUGAUGUCUGGUCAUAUGGUAUUCUAUUGAUACAAUUGAUGCUUGAUGAUCCAAGUAUGCCAUAUCCUAGUAUAUCCGACGCCAAUGAUUUGCCGCAAUAUGUCAAAGAAGAGGGUAAGAUUCAUCCACAACCAUCGGAAUGCCCGAUGGAUAUGUAUUUAAUACUCAAGCAAUGUUGGGCUUAUGAAGCGAAAAAUCGUAUUUCAUUUAGUGAAAUUCGAGAUCGAAUGAACGCGUUAAACACAAUCUUUAACUGA